AUGGCGGAUUCAAUGCUCAACAGUGGAAAUCCAGCGGAAGUUCCCACGUUCGGAGUUAACCAGGAAUGUCUAGCAAAAUUAGUGCAAGUGAAUGACAGCGAAUCUCUUCAGCCAUUUGGUGGCAUGCCAGGAUUAAUGGCUGCAUUGGAAACAAAUGCAGAAACAGGAAUAAGAGGGGAUACAGAAGAUCUUUACCGACGCCACAAAGCAUUUGGCCCCAACUUAUACUUGGAGGAGCAGACGUGUCCCGUGGUGGUAGAUGGCUUCUUUCGGUUGGCUUUGCAAGGUUUUAAAGAUACUACAAUUAUCCUUCUUUUGUGUUGUGCUGUACUAUCUGCUGUAAUUGGAAUCAAGAGAAACGGGCCAGUUGAAGGGCUUAGGGAUGGAGUAAUAAUGGUUUCAGCCGUCUUUUUUGUCCUCUACUUUGGUCUUAUCUGUAGAUUUAUCAAGUACAGAAUAAGCCGAAGGAGAUUGUCAAAGAUUAAAAAACAUGUUCGUGUUGUUCGACAUGGGAAAGUGCCAAAAAUUUCGGAUUCCGAAGUUGUGGUCGGUGAUAUUGUGUGCUUACAGACUGGUAAUCAGGUCCCUGCUGAUGGAUUAUUCGUUGAAGGCAACUCUUUAUUUAAGCUCGAUGAUAAUUUUUUCCGUGGCGAUUCCAAUUAUUACAAAAAUCCUUCUCUUUUUACUGGUGCUAAAGUGAAGGAAGGCAACUGCCAAAUGCUUGUGCUAUCAGUCGGCAAGAACACGGAAAGAAGUCGGCUAAUGAGAUCACAGAGCAGUACUCCGAAAAAUGAUAGCCAAGAAUCCAAACUGCAAAUCUCAAUUGAUAAUACCAACUCCUGUCUGGAGAAAAUUUGGCUGAGUCUUUCGUUAUUCAUUCUUGUAGUCCAGCUAUUCCGAUGUUUCCUGUAUGUAUGUGAUGACAGUUACAACCCAGAUUCAAAGGGUGUGAAGAACACGGUAGAGGAUUUGAUGAAUGAAUCCGCAAAGCUGAUGAAGAAGCAAGGCGCCAAAGCGAGUGGAUUGGUUGCUGUUCUUAGCAUCUUACUCUUCGCUUUGAGAGACGGGUUGCCAUUAGGCAUUUUCGUCUCUUUUGUUUAUGCAUCGAAUAAAAUGAAGUCCCACGGGGCAAUAGUUCAAAGACUUCCAUCUUGUGCUACAAUCGGCUUAGUCACCACAGUCUGCACUGGCAUAACCAAUGAUCUCGCCUUGCACCAUUCAAGGAUGGCCGAUUUGUGGAUUGGUUUCGAUUCUAUUAAGGAUGUCUCUACAGAAGUAUCUGGAGAAGUCCUUCAAAUUCUGCAAGAUGGAGUUUGUGCAUAUGCUUCUUGCAAUGGCCAAGAAAACGCCCUUUGCUAUUGGGCUCACCAGGAGCUUGAUAUUGAUAUUUCUGAAUUCAAUAAUUCUUGUGCCGUCCUUGAUAUUAAUAAAUCUCCUGAUCUCAACAAGAAUUCUAGCGGUUUGGUGCUAAAGAAACAUGAAGAGGCAGGCAGAGUUUUGCACAUUCAUUGGAAUGGAGAAUUUGAAAAAAUGCUAUCCAUGUGCUCUCAUUAUUGUAAGGGGGAUGGAACAAUGCAAACCCUAGAUGAAGAUAAAAAAGAUUUGUUGAAUAGAGAAUUUCGGCAAAUUGCAUCCAAAUGUCUCCAGGUCCUGGCUUUUGCUUAUAGAAAAAUAGACCAGGAAAAAGAGAGAGGCAAGAUUGAAGAAGAUGAUGCUGAUGAUAUCGAAGAAAUCCUAAAACCCCUUGAACAUGGGUUAAUCCUUUUAGCCCUUGUGAGCUUGAAGAAUCCAUAUGCACCUGAGAUGAGACAAUUUGUACAGUGCCUGAAACAGAAAAAUAACGUAGUAGCAGUAUCUGGUUCGUGCUUUAGAGAUUGCCCAUCCCUAAAGGAAGCUGAUGUUGGAAUUUUUAUGGGUGACCUAAAUGUUGCAGAUGAUACGGAUAUUGUUGUCUUGAACAAAAGUUUCUUGACAAUCUUUACCAUCAUGAAAUUGGGAAGAUGCGUCUGCGAAAGCAUUAAAAAGUUCUUGCAAUUGCAACUAACUCUCAAUAUUACUGCGUUCACUGUCAACUUCAUCUUUGCAAUAGCUAGGAAAGAGGUACAACAAAUUUUUCCAUUUCAAGUCCUGUGGAUAAAUCUAAUUAUGGAUGUUCUUGGUGCCUUAGCUUUGGCUACAAGAAUAGCUGAGAUACCUGGAGACUCGGCUGUCAAUAGUGCAGAUGAUCCUUUCAUUACCAGGACAAGUGGAGAAACAUAG
Molecule: messenger RNA, 2259 nt
Organism: Olea europaea var. sylvestris
Lineage: Eukaryota; Viridiplantae; Streptophyta; Magnoliopsida; Lamiales; Oleaceae
Product: calcium-transporting ATPase 12, plasma membrane-type-like
Exons: 2
Coding region: 1-2259 (752 amino acids)
Cellular component (GO): intracellular membrane-bounded organelle
Molecular function (GO): P-type calcium transporter activity; nucleotide binding
Source: RefSeq, a predicted model, not a curated record